AUGGUCACCACAACUAUCGACCACAACCCCCUAGACCCCAAUUACGCCAAGCGCCGCAGCUCCCUUGGAUACGCGGAGCAGCCACAAAAAGUCCAGCAGGAUGUGAAAGAGUUAGUGGAUAGAGACGUCGCACCAUCACCGCAUGCCAUGUGCUCCGAGCUCGCUCAUCAACAUGCUUUGGAUGAUCUGCACAAGCAUACAGAACAUUGGUCCCACCAGGAGGUAGAUCAUAAUAUUUUCCUCUCUGACUCGAUUGCCGACCGUGGCCUUCAGGCACACCCUGAAGUGUUGGGAGAGUAG
Molecule: messenger RNA, 300 nt
Organism: Penicillium soppii
Lineage: Eukaryota; Fungi; Ascomycota; Eurotiomycetes; Eurotiales; Aspergillaceae
Exons: 3
Coding region: 1-300 (99 amino acids)
Source: RefSeq, a predicted model, not a curated record